Molecule: messenger RNA, 1106 nt
Organism: Nymphaea colorata (pocket water lily)
Lineage: Eukaryota; Viridiplantae; Streptophyta; Magnoliopsida; Nymphaeales; Nymphaeaceae
Product: histone H1-like
Exons: 2
Coding region: 108-857 (249 amino acids)
Biological process (GO): chromosome condensation; nucleosome assembly; negative regulation of DNA recombination
Cellular component (GO): nucleus; nucleosome
Molecular function (GO): double-stranded DNA binding; structural constituent of chromatin; nucleosomal DNA binding
Source: RefSeq, a predicted model, not a curated record
CAUCGUGCUCCGCCAUCCGCGAUUCCAUCCUCCUCAUUCUCCUGUUACUUAUCUGCGCCUGCUCUCGGAUUUCCUGCUUCAGUUUCCGGCAACGUUUCUCUCUGAAAAUGGCUCCCGCAGAAGGCACCGACGUCGCGGCUCCGGCUGCUGAUACCGCUCCCGCACAAGCAGCGGAGAAAUCCAAGGUUAAGAAGGCGAAGAAGCCCGCCGCUGCCAAGGAGGCCAAACCGAAGAAGGCUUCGGCUUCUAAGGGCUCCAAAGCCCCCCUGUCUCACCCCUCCUACUAUGAGAUGGUCGUAGAAGCGAUCAAUGCUAGGAAGGAUAGAAAGGGAACAAGCCAGUACGCGAUUGCCAAGUUCAUGGAAGACAAAAGGAAGGACCAACUGCCCUCGAACUUCCGCAAGUUACUUCUUGUUCAAUUGAGGAAGCUCGUCUCUCAAGGCAAGCUGGCGAAGAUUAAGAACUCCUUCAAGGUGCCCGCCGCAGAGAAGCCCGCGAAGCCUGUCGCCCCUUCGAAGAAGCCUGCCGUUGCAGCGAAGCCGAAGGCCCCAAAGGCUGCAGCAAAGCCUAAACCAAAGGCUGUUGGAGCAGUAAAAUCAAAGCCAAAGGCUUCCGGUGCUGCGAAGCCCAAACCAAAGGCUGCCACCGUGAAGAAACCGGCAGGUGCAGUGGCCAAGAAACCCGCUGCUAAAGUGGCCAAGACGUCUGCCAAGUCCUCUCCUGGAGCAAAAAAGCCAGUCAAGAAGACCAUGGCGAAGAAGCCGUCGGCGGCGAAAGUUGUGAAGGCAAAGAAGCCGAAAAGUUUGAAGGCAGCAAAGCCGAAGAAGGUGACGGCGGCUAAGAAGGGGGCCAAGUGAGCUAACAGCUGCGGUAGAUAGUUUGGUAGAUAAGUAGAUCUUGUACAUUUUUUCAGGAUCUAUAGUUAUAUGAAAAUUUCAUCUUCUUUUCUGGUGUGUUUGUAUAAGAAUUUAAUCUCCUCUUUCCCUCUCUCUGGCUCGACGUUGUGAGAUGGUUUUUGCACGGUAGUGAUGAUGGUAUUUCCGAUCAUCGUUGUAUCUGACGAGGAUGUUCUAAAAAUUUAUAUUGAAUGUUGACGGUUUGUUUUA